AUGUUCGUCCUCCCGACCGAGCCUCCGACUGCGCUCGCCUGCGACGUCACGGGCAAGGUGUUUACUUUGCCCAUCGAGAGUAUUGUGGACGGCAACCCGGCGACGGCGGAACCGCACGAUGUGAGGCAGGUGUGGAUGGCGAAUAAGAUUGUGGGAACGGAGAAUUAUAGGUUUAAAGGGCAUCAUGGGAAGUACCUAAGCUGCGACAAAAUCGGUCUCUUCACCGCUAACUCCGAUGCCAUCACCUCCCUCGAAUCCUUCACUAUAAUCCCGACCUUCGAUACGCCUGGCACCUUCCAAAUCCAAACGUUACGGGAAACAUUCUUGACAGUCCGCGCAUCGAAGUCAUCAAAAGCUAACGCGGCACCUGAGGUGCGCGGCGAUGCGACAGAGAUCUCGUUCGACUCGACGCUGCGAAUCCGGAUGCAGGCGCGGUUUAAGCCGCGGAUCAAGGCGUCGAAGGAGGAGAAGGCGCGGGAGAAGAUUAGCCGGCGCGAGCUAGAGGAGGCGGUGGGGAGGAGAUUGGAGGAGGACGAAGUGAAGAAAUUGAAGAGGGCGAGGAGGGAGGGUAAUUAUCAUGAGGUCAUGUUAGAUUUGAAAGUGAAGGGGAAACACGAUAAGUAUGGUUAAGGGGGCAGGCAGAUGUGAAGAGAGACGGGGCUUGCUGGUCACGCGCGCGGGGGCGCAUUUCAAACCUACGAUGGUAUGAGACUUACACGAUACCCAAGAAAAUGUGAUUUUAUCUGAUUAGCUGGAAUUCAUUGGUC
This is a messenger RNA of Neurospora tetrasperma FGSC 2508, 767 nucleotides long. RefSeq lists its product as uncharacterized. Gene Ontology annotation, molecular function: actin filament binding. The transcript is spliced from 2 exons. Gene Ontology annotation, cellular component: catalytic step 2 spliceosome; nucleolus; striated muscle dense body. NCBI's taxonomy places the organism in Eukaryota, Fungi, Ascomycota, Sordariomycetes, Sordariales, Sordariaceae. The record is from RefSeq and is a predicted model, not a curated record. Bases 1 to 630 code for a protein of 209 amino acids.